UUGAUGACCUCACUCGCUUACUUUUCAAUGCCGAGUUUGGUCUUUUGUGUUGGUGUAUAGAAAUUUGAGUGUAAUUUCGUGAUUUCACAACACAAAAGAAAAAGUUUUAUCUUGUUCUUGUCCCCUUUCUAUCUGUAAUAAGUCGUGUUGCAAUAAAAUUGUUUUUUUGUGCAAUUAAAACGUUAUUUUAGUGGAUCGAAAUUUUAGUUCCUUUAUAUUUAGUUGUUUUUGUUUUGUCAAGUGUGCAAUGUUCCCACUGGAUCAAUAGUGCACUUCACACAGGAAUCAUAUCGUUUGGACUCGUUUGAAUUAAGUGUUCGUGGGGAAAGGUAGUUUGUAAUGAAUCCUAACAACCAUGGUCAACCAAGAAGGAACUCUUCUUCAUAUAAUAGGCAUGCAACUAAUCAUGGGCCCAGGUCUAAUCAUUCCCAUAAUAACCAUUUGAGAUGGUCCAAUCGUUAUUCUAAAGACUUUUCUAGAGAUUUUGACAACAACUUCAAUAGAGGUGAGUGCUCAAUUUCCAAUGGAUCUACUUCCAAGGACUCAAAUUUCGUUCAUGGGUAUCCGAAAAACCCACAACUGAGCCCAAUCUUGUGUGCAAAUCAUAUGGCUUUUUCUAAUGAAGCUCAAGGACCCCAAGACCGCAGACACAUACCCGUUUCUGUUAGCGCAGUGGAUCGUCGUUUAAGUCAAGGUUACCAGCACGUACAAGACCGACGCGGUAUUGGAAAUUUAGCGGACAGACGCCACAUUUCGCCACCCUUGCAUAUCAACAUUUGCGACAACCCUACCAACUUACUGAGCACCCCCCAGGCAGAAGAGCUGCAGCGGCAGCUUAUGGACUUUUCUAAUUCUCAAAGGAGACACGGACGAGAGCUUCAUGUGAGCCCUGUGCAGUUCCAACAGCACUCGACGCAAUAUUUUAGACAGGCCAGCGACGAGAGCAUCAAGUCAGAGAGUCCGUCUCGCAAACGAAGACGCCUGUCGCGUUCGGGACACCAUUUAGAACUGAAUGUGCAGCCCCCUUCGCCACCGAGGCGGUCCCCACGUCAACACUUGCCUACUACGACCCAUCACAACAUGCAGGGAAGCCCUCCGCUUCGCCGUCCGCGCUACAGAGACAGGAACGAGUUCGCGCACUCGCACAGUCAAACGUUCCUUCCCAGUUCACCUCCUACAGCCCACGCUCAUCAACAUCAAUCUACCGUCGUCAUGGACAUUAAUCAGGUCCCUGUAACGAUUCCCGUCAAUCACGAGACGGUCUGGAGCUACACAGCACCGCCCCCGCACAUAUCGUUGUGUUCAGCUCCUGCUGGAGCACCUCAUCACAUGCACACGUGUCAUGUGCACAAUAUUUAUCCGGCACCACCGCCCCCGCCGACGCACCAUCAGCUGAUGGCGGCGCAACAAUUCGCCGCGCCUCCUGGGUGUUUGCCGGCGCAUCAAAGCUAUGGCGCCUUUAGCGGUGGCACCGGGAACCUGGCGGUGCCUGGACAACAUUACACGCACCACCCUCAUCAACAUAUUUCGCCACAAAGAUCAGAAGCUAUUGAAUUGGAGCUCAUAAAUGACCACCAUCACGCGCACACUCAUCCGUUGCAUGCAGGGCCCCCGUCGCUCCACCAUGUGCCCCCAUCGUUGCAGGUGUCGCCUUCGGCGUCUAUUUUUAUGCCUCCAAACGAUUCGCGGAACAACAAUCAGUUGGAACAGCUUUUGCAUAUGCGUACAGCUCACGCUCGUUAUUUGAGGGGUGCUCGUCUACCUCCGCCCCCACUACAGUCUCGGGCUCGUUGGCAUCACAACGGCACCCCUCUCAUGCAGUCCGCGGCACAAUAUUCCGGUUUUCUCUUCCACUUUUUGACCAUGUUCUCAAAUCCGCCUCUGUCUCCGUUCUCGCAGACGGACCUGAGCAGUUCGGACACUACCGAAACGGAGAAUUACGAGGCGUUGUUAAACUUGGCUGAGCGAUUGGGCGAGGCGAAGCCCCGAGGUCUUGCAAAAUUGGAAAUAGAACAGCUUCUGAGUUACAAGUUUAACGCAGAUACUCAUCAGGGAGAUCAGACGUCAUGUGUUGUUUGCAUGUGCGAUUUCGAGGCGAGACAGCUUCUCCGGGUGCUCCCCUGCUCCCACGAGUUCCACGCCAAGUGUAUCGACAAAUGGCUAAGGUCGAACAGAACAUGUCCGAUUUGCCGAGGAAAUGCUUCAGAAUAUUUCCACAACGCCGAAUAAAAUCUUGUAGUUGUGCUGCUUCGGGAGGUUGGCUGGCGUCCUCCGUUGCUCCCAGAAGAUUCCGGCUCCGUUUUUUAUUACCCGUUACGUACAUGAUUAUUUUUUAAUCUAAUUUAUUUAGAGUGCCAUUGUUUGCCAGUAAAAGUAUUCUUCCCCCCCAAUUAGAUCGUCUUCGUGAACGGGACGUGCGAAUAAUAUUGUAACGUAGCCCAUCUUUUUAAUUAUUAAUUAUUAUCAGUUAUUAGUAAGUUUUUUUUCUCCGCCGUUAAUGUUCCACCAAUUGUAACUACCUCCAGGUUGUAACAGGGUUACUGAGAGUCGCGAUCGACGUUUUUUCUUCCCCUUUCGCUUUCUCUCUCUCUCUCUGUCUCCCCCCACUCUUAUUUUAUUAAAAUACAUACCAAGUCCAAAACGGUACGGUUUCAUUAUUAUUUAUAAUAGCGCGAACAAAACGGAAUAGAAACAACUGCUGCUUUAAGAAUAUGUAACUUUUUAAGGGAACUUAUCGAUUUUUGGAUGCCAUGUAGAUGUCUUCUUGGCAUUCAAAAUUGAUUGAAUAAGAAAUGUCCUUUUGGUUGAAACAUUUGGAGUCUCAAUAAUACCUUUUCUGGUAUGUUGUGAAAUCACUGAAUUCUCCAGUCUUAUUUUGUAAUUAUCAUCAUAGGUUUUUGUUGUUAUUAAAUACCAUUUUUAAAAUUUUGGGUUUAAUAACGAAUAAUAAUUAUUAAAUAUCUUCUAGUAAAAAAUAUGAGUAUUGAAUAAAUGUUGUUGAAAUUAGGGAAUUAUUAUUAUUAAUAACGUUACGAACGAUUGUGGACGUGCUUUUUCAUGUUGUUCGUGGUGGUAACUUUCUUUUCUUUUUUUAAUUACUAUUAAAACUAUUAUUAUUAUUGUUAGCAUAAGUAAGGGAUUACGAAAUGCCAUCUGACUUUCCUUAUUGAUUAAUUAAUUUUAUUGAUUAGUUCUUAAGCUCUCGCUACUAUUGCUCACAUACUGUUAUUAUUAUAAAUAAGUUUCUUAUUUUAUUCUUUACGUUGUUGCACUUAAAUUGGCGCGCGCGAGUUCGAUAGAUUAUUAAUUUCAGCGGAUUUUUUUUUGUUAAAGUCGAUCUUAUUGAUAAUUGAUCGAAAAGACACACAUACAACUCACUUUGUCACUUUCUUCAUAUUAUAAAGGCCAAUCAGUGGACUACUGUUUAUUAAAGUGAUAUAUAUACGUAGUUGUAACCUUUUUUUGGGAUUCGUUGUAACUUUAAAAUGCAAUUUAUUGUUGUAUACUUCUUAGUUUUUUGUUCUUCUAAUGUUCAGCGAGUACUACAUAAAAUUUAAAAAUAAUUCCUACGCUACAGUACUAGAAACAAUGUCUGCAAAAUGUUAUUGGUUUGUUUUGUAGAUAGUUAUAAUCAAAUUUUUCAACUUUCUUUGCCUGUACUACUAAAUCAUUAUUGUCUCUUGAAAAUUAAGAAAAAAAAUCUCUCUUUUGUUCGAGAGAAGAAUAACUGUCUUCAUUUGAAUAUUUUGCAAAAAAAAUUAAUGUAAUAGGUGUGCCUUUGUAUUGUACAAUUUAUUAUGUGUAUAAAUAGUGGAUUCCUUGUAAAGUUUCUCAUACUACAUAAUAAUGUUGAAUGAAAGUAUUUCAAGUGCCGAGCAGAACAGAAAAAACAUUAAAAUUAUCCUAGGCUUACAUAUAAAAGAUAACCUGUAGUGUGUUUAUUUUAUUUUCUAAAGAGUUUUCCCCUUUUUAGCUUUUAGAUCGAGUAAAUUCGAGGAAAAUUAAUUGUUUAGUUAUAAUAAUCUAUUAAUAAUAAAAUUUUGCUCUUUA
This is a messenger RNA of Agrilus planipennis (emerald ash borer), 4050 nucleotides long. Its product is annotated as RING finger protein 44-like. The transcript is spliced from 10 exons. The record is from RefSeq and is a predicted model, not a curated record. The coding region runs from base 340 to 2229 and encodes 629 amino acids. NCBI's taxonomy places the organism in Eukaryota, Metazoa, Arthropoda, Insecta, Coleoptera, Buprestidae.